Loxodonta africana (African savanna elephant) is the source of this 5891-nucleotide messenger RNA. RefSeq names its product Kin17 DNA and RNA binding protein (gene KIN). The record is from RefSeq and is a predicted model, not a curated record. Gene Ontology annotation, molecular function: double-stranded DNA binding. Bases 70 to 1071 code for a protein of 333 amino acids. Gene Ontology annotation, biological process: DNA damage response; DNA replication. NCBI's taxonomy places the organism in Eukaryota, Metazoa, Chordata, Mammalia, Proboscidea, Elephantidae. The transcript has 10 exons. Gene Ontology annotation, cellular component: nucleus.
UUCCGCCAGUCCGUUCCGCUUCCGGUUGGUUAGGCUCUGGGCUUAAAAGUUACUGUGUGUGUCGUCGCGAUGGGGAAGUCGGAUUUUCUUACCCCCAAGGCCAUCUCCAACAGGAUCAAAUCCAAGGGGCUUCAGAAGCUUCGCUGGUAUUGUCAGAUGUGCCAGAAACAGUGCCGGGAUGAGAAUGGUUUUAAGUGUCAUUGUAUGUCCGAAUCUCAUCAGAGACAACUGCUGCUGGCUUCAGAAAAUCCUCAGCAAUUUAUGGAUUAUUUUUCUGAGGAAUUCCGAAAUGACUUUCUAGAACUUCUCAGGAGACGCUUUGGCACUAAGAGGGUCCACAACAACAUUGUGUAUAAUGAGUACAUCAGCCAUCGAGAGCACAUCCAUAUGAAUGCCACUCAGUGGGAAACUCUGACUGAUUUUACUAAGUGGUUGGGCAGAGAAGGCUUGUGCAAAGUGGAUGAGACACCGAAGGGUUGGUAUAUUCAGUAUAUAGACAGGGACCCAGAAACUAUCCGCCGGCAACUGGAACUAGAGAAAAAGAAGAAGCAGGACCUUGAUGAUGAAGAAAAAACUGCCAAAUUUAUUGAAGAACAAGUGAGAAGAGGCCUGGAAGGGAAAGAACAGGAGGCCCCUGUUUUUACGGAAUUAAGCAGAGAAAAUGAUGAAGAGAAAGUUACAUUUAAUUUGAAUAAAGGAGCAUGUAGUUCAGGAGGAGCAACGUCCUCCAAGUCAAGUUCUCUGGGGCCAAGUGCAUUGAAGACAAUAGGGAGCGCAGCAUCAGUGAAACGAAAAGAAGCUUCCCAUAGCUCCACUCAAUCAAAAGAAAAGAAGAAAAAGAAAUCUGCACUUGAUGAAAUCAUGGAGAUUGAAGAGGAAAAGAAAAGAACUGCUCGAACAGACUACUGGCUGCAGCCUGCAAAGAACAUGAACAGAACCGUCACCAAAGAGGACGUCCAAGCAGCCAGCAAACAUAUGAAAAAAAUAUUCACAAUCAUUAGCCAUCAGAAAGAUACACAUCAAAACUCCAGUGACAUACCAUCUUACUGCAGCAAAAAUGGCACUGAUUAAAAAAAAUAACAACGUGUUGGUGAGGAUGUCGGAAGGUCAAAACCCUAAUCCAUGGCUGGUGAGACUAUAAAAUGGUAUAACCGCUAUGGAAAACACUAUGGUGCUUUCUUAAAAAACUAGAAAUAGAACUACCCUAUGAUCCAGCAAUUCCACUACUAGGUGUUUACCCUAGAGUUCCUGUCUUGGUCAUCUAGUGCUGCUAUAACAGAAAUACCAGAAGUGGAUGGCUUUAACAAAGAGAAAUUUAUUCUCUCACUGUCUAGUAGGCUAGAAGUCCAAAUGUAAGGUGUCAAGGGAAGGCUUUCUGUUUCUGUCGACUCUGGGGGAAGGUCCUUGUCAUCAGUGUUCCCUUGGCCUGGGAGCAGCAUCUCAGCGCAGGAACCUCAGGUCCAAAGGAUGCACUCUGCUCCUGGUGCUGCUUUCUUGAUGGUAUGAGGUUCCCAACUCUCUGCUUACUUCUCUUUCCUUUUAUCUCUUGAGAGAUAAAAGGUGGUGCAGGCUACACCCCAGGGAAACUCCCUUUACAUUGGAUCAGGGAUGUGACCUGGUAAGGGUGUUACAAUCCCACCCUAAUCAUCUUUAACAUAAAAUUUCAAUCACAAAAUGGAGGACAACACAGAAUACUAGGAAUCAUGGCCUAACCAAGUUAAUACAUACAUUUUGGGGGGGACACAAUUCAAUCCAUGACAGCCCUAAAAGUAAUGACACAAACAGACUCGGCCACACCUAUGUUCGUUGCCACAUUAUUCACAAUAGCAAAUAAAUGGAAACAACUGAAGUAUCCAUCAACAGGUGAGUGGAUAAGCAAAUUGUGGCACAUGCAUACAGUGAAAUAUUAUGCAACAAUAAAGAGCAAUGACGAGUCCACAAAAUGUAUUAUAACAUGAAUGGACCUGGAGGGCAUAAUACUAAGUGAAAUAAGUCAAGCAUAUAAGGACAAAUAUUGUAUGAUCCCUCUUACAAGAAGACCUGAAUAGAUAAAUAUAGAGAGACCAGUGUUCAUUGGUGGAGGAGGAAGAUGAGGAAAGUACGCUUUAUAUACUGUAUAGACUAGGUUUUUUUUUAACUGUGCUUUCAGUGAAAGUUUAUAAUUCAUGUCAGUUUCUCAUACAAAAACUUAUACACUCAUUGUUCUGUGACCCUAGUUGCUCUCCUACACUGUGACAGCACACGCCUCCUCUCCACCCUGUAUUUCCUGUGUCCAUUCAGCCAGCCCGUCCCCUUCUGCCUUCUCAUCUUGCCACCGGACAGAAGCUGCCCAUUUAGUCUCAUGUAUCUACUGAGCCAAGAAGCACAUUCUUCACUAGUAUCAUUUUAUGUCUCAUAUUCCAGUGUAAUCUGUGUCUGAAGAGUUGUCUUCGGAAAUGGUUUUAGUUCUGGGCUAACUGAGAGUCCGGGGGCCAUGUCUCAGGCUAAUUAUUUUUGGUGAGGGGGAAAGUGUCACCGAAUGUAGACGUAGGCAGCGGAGCACAACCAAAGUAAAAAUGAGUGUUUGAGCACAUAUGGAUGUGUAUAGGCAGAUUGGUAUAUGGGUGGGUACAGGUGUGUACAUAGGUGAAAACAGUGUGGGUGCAGGCACAUACAUUCAUUGAAGACACAAACACAGAUACUUGUUAGGCAUAACCAGAUACCUUCCAACAUUGAUUUUCUGAGUUUGAAGGCUUAGGACCAUAGUCUCUUGGGACGGCUCAGCCUGUUAGCAUAACAUAGUUCACCAAAGUCAUGAUCUGCAUCCUAUUGAUGUGAGUAGUGUCUAGCAUCUUAAAAGCUUGCAAGCUGCUAUCUAAGACACAACUACGGAUCUCUGCUUGCCAGGAUAAAAACAGUAAGUACGCAACCAAAAGCACAGAGAAGAAACAAGUCCACACAAGCCACAACCUCAUCAUUUACCCUGAGACUAAAAGAACUAGCUGGUGCCCGGUUACCACCACUGCAUCAUUCUGCCUGGGGUCACGAUCAUUGGUCCCAGAUAGAAUGGGAGCAUGAAAUAACUUAUCUAAUGUGGAAAUACUUGCUGAGUUAAAUGGAAAAUAAGUACUGUGUAUAAAUUAUUUCAGUUAAUUCUCAUAAUAACUCUAUAAGGUAGUUACUGUUAUUCUUCCCAUUUUAUAAGUAAGGAAACUGAUAUAAAAAUUGAGUAAUUUUCUCAAGGUUAUUUAGUGAGUGGUGAGCCAGAAUUUCCCUGGCAAUCUGAUUCUACUGGUUGUAUUUUCAACUACUAAACAGUACUACUGGUUAGUCACCUUGAUUUGCUGAUCUGUUAGUAAAAGUUUGGGUUAUUGUAAACCCGAGGGAUAUAUCAUGGGAUGGAAAAGUCUAUUCUUUCUUAUAAAAUUAUUAAAGGAAGGAUCUGUAGGGAAGAAACUGUUCAUUAUUUUGUGGGUUAUGGUUUGUUUUUGCCUGUUAGAAUAGCUGGCUUUGGAAUCUUAAUAGUCACAUAUAUAAUUUAUGAAAGUGUAAUCAAGAAUUUUGUUUAAAGCAAUAUUCUUAACCAUAGUUUACAUCAAAAUUUCUUGGAGCCAUCUUUUCAGAAUACAAAUACUUCAUACUACCAGUCUCUUGGGAUGAAGUGCAUGUUUUCACUAACCUCCCAAGUGAUUCUGAUGUGUGUGUGCCCUUGGUUAAGGACCAUUGGUCUCAAGGAAAAAGAAAACAAAAAUCAAAAAAUAAAAAUGAAGCCCAGAACUGAAUCCAUUCCCAAAGCCAACUCUUCAGACAAAGAUUAUACUGGAUUAUAGGCAUAAAAGGAUACUCGUGAAGAGAGUGCUUCUUAGCUCAAGUAGAUACAUGAGAUUAAAUAGGCAGCUCCUGUCCGGAGGUGAGAUGAGAAGGCAAAAAGGGGCAGGAGCUGGUUGAAUGGACCCAGGAAAUCCAGGGUAGAAAGGAGGAGUGUGCUAUCACAUUAUAGAGAGAGCAACUAGGGUCACACAACUGUGUGUGUAUAAAUUUAUGUAUGAGAAACUAACUCAAACUGUAAACUUUCACUUAAAACACAAUAAAAACAAAGUGAAACAUUCCAAGUUUUUAAUUAGUAAAAAAAAACUCUUCUCAUUGAUAAUACUUGCAAUUAAAUUUUAUUUUCUAUUUGAUAAUUUUCUCAGAUAGUGAAUUAUUCUGAUUUUUUUAUUUUCAUAGCUCUUCUUACUGGAUGUUAUGUUGAAAGUGAGAAUCCUGCAGAUAGUGCUCUGACAACUCAAGCCGUCUUUUAUAUUGAAAUGGGCAAUAUGUUAAAAUAACCAGUAGUUCACAGAAAUAGACUUGUAGGGCUUUAUUUUUUUAACUCAGACAAGAAAUAUUUUGAAUAGAUCUAUUGUAGGAAAAGGUCAAUAAGUACAGUGAUUAUAAUGAGUUGUCUUCAAAUUACUAUAGUAUGAAUUCAUAAGGGCCUUUGAGAAAUUUAGCCUAGAAUUUCUCUGGCUAAAUCAGAGAACCUGCUUUGGCAUUAAUUGGCUUCAUUUAGAAAGUCUUAGUAGAGUAGUCCCUGGUGGUACAAAUCGUUAAGCUCUUGACUACUAACGAUAAGAUUGAUGAUUCAAACUCACCCAGAGGUGGCUCAGGAGACAGGCCUGGCUAUCUGCUUCUGGAAGGUCACAGCCUUAAACCUUAACCUUAUGGAGCAGUUCUACUCUGAACACAUGGGGUCACCAUAAGUUGGGAUCCACUUGACAGCAAUUAACAAGUGGAGGAGAGGCUUAACAAUAUGACAACUCAAGUCUUCUCUUAAAGGUGUCUCUACUGUUAAAUACCCUCCCCACAAAGUCCUUACUAAAUUUUUGUUAGUAUAGUUUUUAGCAUGGCUUAAUGAAGUGACCACGUGGUUCCUCUCUGUUGUAUUUACUUCAAGUAGCAAAUAUAGGAUCGCUGCCAUGAAUAUAGCAAUAAGUCAGUUUAUUUAAUUUUCAUUGUCAGCCUUUAGAAAACUAAUCAGGAAAACAAUGAUUAAAGAAGCAAACUCAGAACUCAUUACUAUGAAGCAAGCCCAGAUUUCUUGCCCAUUUGAGAAUUAAAUGGUCAGAAGAGAGAUACUUUUAGCUAGAGCAAAUCUUUUUUUUUUUUAAUCUGGAGGAAUCCUGUCUGUGUUAAAAAUUCAAAGCAAUGUAACAAGAAAAUAACAUAAUGAAAAAUGUCAUGCACAAAAUCAAAGGCUCAGUUCCUGGCAAUUUCCUAAUGAGACCUUUACAAUCUGAGUUUUUAUCAACAGUGAACACUAAUAGUAUAUCCUUGAAACUUUUCCGUUCCUUGAGUGGAGAGAAAGAUGCCAUCUAUGAAAGACAUAAAUGAGUUGAGAUUUUACAGAUGAAAGUCUUAGAUUUCAAGAAACCUUCAUUAUGGAAAGCAGCCAUUUUUAUAUAUAUAUAUAUAAAUAUAUAUAUAUAUAUAUAUUUUUUUUUUCCCUUGGUAACUAUGUUGAGUAAAAGAAAAGAAAGAAGACAUGAAAUAUUACCAAGGAAAUGUUUUGCCAUUGUUGGGAAGGCUUAAAAUGCCAUAAUUUCCUUUUAUUUAUUUUUAUUGUUGUUGAGAGUAUACACAGAACAUAUACCAAUUCAGCAGUUUCUAUAUGUUUAGUUGAUUAUAUUCUUCAAGUUGUACACUUGUUCUCACCCUCCUUUUCUGAAUUGUUUUUACCCCAUUAACAAACUCACAGUCCCAGAGCUUCCUGUCUAAUCUUUGGAGAACUCCAUAAUUUCUCAUUUACCAGAGCACAUGAUUUAAAAUAAAAAAGUAAAAAAGGAAAGAUACUUCAUGUCUUUUCAUCUUUCUGUUUUGUUGUUGUUGUUUUCUAGGAAAUCAUUGUGAAAAUUAUAACCAAAAAACUUGGA